This is a messenger RNA of Ictidomys tridecemlineatus (thirteen-lined ground squirrel), 3781 nucleotides long. NCBI's taxonomy places the organism in Eukaryota, Metazoa, Chordata, Mammalia, Rodentia, Sciuridae. The record is from RefSeq and is a predicted model, not a curated record.
CCUCAGUAACACACUGGGAACUUCAGAAGAAAACCUCCACACCCAGCUCACAGGAGUUCUUAGGUAUGGAAUUGAAGAAGUCUUUACAACUAAAGGGUCCUGAUCAUGAAAACAACUGUGACCAAUCGGAAGUCACUGUGGCUACUGCUGCUGAUAUUAGCCUUCUUGAUCACUUUUACAGUUCUCCAAAAGUCCACAAAGAUACAGACUGCUCUCAAGUUGCCUAUCUCCCUCCAUCACUGGAACAUGAUCACAGAGUCCUCAAGCCCUGGGGCACCUCUGAAUCCAGCAGCUAAACCAACAGAGACUGAGCUAAGAAUAAGUAAGAUCCGGGAGAAACUAGACCAAAUGAUCCCACCCAGACCCUUCACCCAUGUGAACAGCACCACCAGUGCCAAACACAGCACAGUCACCAUCCUUAACCCUAGGGACACAUACUGCAGGGGGGACCAGCUGGACAUCCUGCUGGAGGCCAGGGACCACCUGGGACGCAGGAAGGAAUAUGGAGGGGACUUCCUGAGGGCCAGGAUGUCCUCCCCAGCCCUGAAGGCAGGCGCCUCAGGAAAGGUGACAGACUUCCACAAUGGCACCUACCUUGUCAGCUUCACUCUGUUCUGGGAGGGCCAGGUCUCCCUGUCUCUCCUGCUCAUCCACCCCAGUGAAGGGGUGUCAGCUCUCUGGAGGGCAAGGAACCAAGGCUAUGACAGAGUGAUCUUCACGGGCCAGUUCAUCAAUGGGUCCACACGGGUCAAUACUGAUUGUGCCCUGAUUUUAAACUCAAGCACUGAACUAUGUCAGUACCUGGAUGCUCAAGACCAAGAAGCCUUCUACUGCAUGAGGCCUCAGCAUGUUCCCUGUGCAGCACUCACCCACAUGCAUUCCAAGAACAAGGAAGUUUCCUAUCUUAGCAAACAAGAAAGGACCAUCUUUGUAAGGUCAAAUGUGGGUGUGGAGAUUAUGGAAAACUUCAAUGUGAUUAGUGUCUCCAAAUGCAACAAAGAUCCAGUUCCAGUGAAAGAGAAAUGCAAGCCUAGAAUGACAUCCACAAUCCCCAGUGGGCAUGUCUGGAAAGAAAUAUGGAACCCUGUCUCCUGUGAUUUAGCUCCAAUCAAAAUGAAUGAGUGCCUGAGAGGAAAAUUUAUACACCUAUUGGGAGAUUCCACCAUCCGCCAAUGGAUUGAAUUCUUCAAAGCCAGUAGCAAAACACUCAAGUCAGUGGAUCUGCAUGAGCAUGGAAAAUUGCAACACCAACUAGCUGUGGACUUGGAAAGAAAUAUCAACAUCCAGUGGCAAAAACAUGCUUAUCCCUUGAUUGGAUCAUCUAUUUAUUCAGUGAAAGAAAUUGAGUACAUGGCCCGAGUCAUUGACAGAACUGGAGGAGAAAAAAAUACAGUUGUUGUUAUUUCUCUGGGCCAGCAUUUCAGACCCUUUCCCAUUGAUGUUUUCAUCCGAAGGGCCCUCAAUGUGCACAAAGCUGUUCAGCGACUCCUUCUGAGAAGCCCAGACACCAUAGUCAUUAUCAAGACAGAAAACAUCAGGGAGAUGCACAAUGAUGCAGAAAGACUAAGUGACUUUCAUGGUUACAUUCAAAACCUUGUCAUGAUGGACAUUUUCCAGGAUCUCAAUGUGAGCAUCAUUAAUGCCUGGGAUAUCACAAUUGCAUAUGGUACAAAUGAUGUCCACCCACCACAAUAUGUAGUUGGAAAUCAAAUUAAUAUGUUCUUAAACUAUAUUUGCUAGAUAGCACAUAUCUCUGAAAUUCUUUUAUUUAGGGGAAUGAUCUAUGGAGUGUCUGAUAGCAUAUUGGGUGUCAUUUUUGUCUCAGAACUCCAGUUAGCUGAGAAGACAAUCUUCACUGUGGCUGGUAUGGAUCCACCAGUUCAGCCAACUAAGCUAUUUCUACUAUGGAAUUUCACUUACAAAUAAAACUAAGAGUAGUCAUAAAAAGGUCAUUCCCUCCUCAAUCAGAGUUAUGCUGCUCUUCACCAAUGGGAAUCUAAGACACCUAUGGUAAAAGCUCUUCUCUCUGGUACAUGUGAACUAUCAAGUAAUUGUAAAAUAAACACUUGGAGAAAGACUUUUCAUUUCAUUAUUCCUACCACAAUAGAAAGAUUCUCCCCCAGCUUUAGGGGAGAAGUAUAAUUUUAAGCAAGGUUUCUGAAUCCUAGAAACCUCUAACUUUUCUCUCCUUAUAGGAACUCCCACUGAGAGGUUAUAAUCAGCAUUUAGCAUCCAGGAAAAUUAGGAUAUCACAGAUGAAAGCACAGUGUGCUGUAAUUGAAGGACCUGGGUCUUAGUUCUAUUAUGGCCAGUAAUUUUAAGACCAAAUAAGUCAGUUCAGUUCUCUAAGCAGCAGUUUCUCAAAAUGAGAGGUCAGUCUAAAAUGUAUGAUCUUAUAAAGUAAGACCUUGCUCUGUGUGAUUCUGGGAGAGGAGACAGGAGAGGUACCUGGGGGGCUGGGAACAGGUUCCAUUGCUCCAGCCCCAGUAUCAGCCCCUCCGUCCUACGUGUGUAUUUCACUUCUGGGUGAGCUUCUGCUUUGGACAAAAAAGCUCCACUACUUAAAACAUAUUUGAAAGCCCUUCUGUACAUAAUGAAAAAUGUUGGUUCCUAUAAUCUACAGAGGAAAGUUAGCAUUUUAACCACUCUCAUUUGCACUUUAAUAGGUCUUCCCCCCAAAAAAGUAACCAAAAAGGAAUGACUGAUAUGAGAAUGUCAGUUGAAUGGGACAAUUUAAUUAUCACAAAAUAAUGUGGCAACAUACUCUUCCUUAAUUUUACACAACAGGGCUCUAACCUACUCUUACUGUAUCUGGGAAAAAGUGGAUAUAAUAAGUCAUCGUAUGCCUGUUUAUCAAGUUUCCUUUGGGAAGGGGAGAAAACAUUUUAUAUUCAUUUGCCAAUGAACCACAGUUUUCAGUUUAGUGCCCGGUGUACACUCAGAUCUACAGAAAUAUUUAUGGAAUCUUUAUCAGGUGCCAGAUACCAUUCUAGCUUUGAACAUACAGUGGUCAAGAAGUCACGUGAAAUAUCUGCAAUCAAAGACUUUACAUUCUUUUUAAGGGGAAAGAUCAAAAACCAAAACAACAAAGAAAGAUAUAAUUCUGUAAUAACUAUUGUGGAAUAAUUCUAAAAUUCAUAGUAAAACAAUAUGACAAAGCAUUUGGCAGGGUACUGUGAUAGGAUGCUGUGUGGUGGUGAUGGAGGUGACAAGUUAGUUAGGAAAGCAUUUUAAGUGGGAUCAAAAUUAUGAACAAAGUGUGGAAAACAAAACAUGAAGUGAUAGCCUGUCUUCCUAACAAGGACAGGCUACUUUUGAGUAUGACAAGGUUUCAGGAUAAAGUGUUUUCUGAAGAACCAACCAGCAGAAGUGCCCAGAGUUCCAUGGGGAACAAGCACAGAGAAUCAUUCAGCUAACAUCUAGCUGGAGAGAGAGAGAACAUGUCAAAAAUACCUCUUCACAGCUGAUAAUAUUUUUUUGCCUUGUAUCAUGUGUGACAUUGUGUGGAAAAUGUACAAAUGUGACACAGGAUUUCAAAUAUCAGAGUGGCCUGGGAUUGUUCUAGAAAACUUUCUAGACAGAUGGGUUCUAAACUGGGGACAGACUAUUGAUUUUGGAUUGGUGCAGGGACAACCAAGCUCAGGUGAGCAGUAGGAUCUCAUAAAGUCCAAACAGCAAAAUCUCUUUGUGUUUUUCAAUAUGUGUGUAUCCCUAUAGUAAUACUUUGUAUGUAUAUUUCAAUUCACAUGGAGAAUAUUGUAAUAAAGAUUUCUCAUGCUUA